Trichoderma harzianum CBS 226.95 is the source of this 552-nucleotide messenger RNA. RefSeq lists its product as hypothetical. The record is from RefSeq and is a predicted model, not a curated record. The transcript has a single exon. Lineage: Eukaryota; Fungi; Ascomycota; Sordariomycetes; Hypocreales; Hypocreaceae. The coding region runs from base 1 to 552 and encodes 183 amino acids.
AUGUCGUCUACUGCGGUGAAGGUGACGGAGGCCAUGCAGGCUGCCGAUCAUUCGCAGAGAGGGUCAAAGCUCCGUACGCCCAGGCAUGAGACCAUCGUCGUUAUCAGCCAAUUGUUUGUUGCCAGGCGGACACCUGCAGGACGCUGGCACGAUAUACUCGUACUCGUACCCCCCUUGAUGAUGCCGCUAUCGAAGCAAUGGCCCUCGCAUCUCUUUCCCCGAGCACAAGCAAGCCGAGUCAGCCAAGAGGCCAAGCUCUGGGAAUCGGUGAAUGCGACUCGCCGCCUCGGCACGCUAAGACGUGCUCCAAGUGUCCCGCAUGCUGGCUCCACCGCGAUCGUCAGCAACCCUGUCAGGCUCGAUGGUUAUAAAAAGCUUGAGGGGGAAAAUCAAGGAAAUCGCACAGCAGCUGGUGGGCCUAUGGAUCCACGUAGGCCUCGGCGGUUCUGGGAAAGUCCAGCAGGCAGGGCUGCGUCUUGCAACUUGUUUUCGUCUGACGGGGUGGGAAAAACGACAUCCAUGGAUAUGUUCUGGUCGGAUGGAUACAUAUGA